This is a messenger RNA of Sander lucioperca (pikeperch), 1363 nucleotides long. RefSeq lists its product as uncharacterized. The record is from RefSeq and is a predicted model, not a curated record. Bases 107 to 1063 code for a protein of 318 amino acids. NCBI's taxonomy places the organism in Eukaryota, Metazoa, Chordata, Actinopteri, Perciformes, Percidae. The transcript has 9 exons.
UCCACCUAUCCUGACAGCGAAUCCAGCGGUGAUCACACAGACAGAAACAGUCACACUGAACUGUCAGACUCCAUCACAUCUUACUUUGUCUGAGUGUUAUUUUCAAAUGGUAAGAGGACAACCUGGCAAAAGGUUCCCUUGUCUGCAGACGCUGACAGGAACUGAGCUGCUGAAGAUGGCCCAUCAGAGUUCACCUGCUGAGGUUCAAGUAACGUGCUUUUACCUUCACGUGUCUCAAUCUCCUGACAGUGAUCCAUCCUCCAUCAUCGUUCGAACUCUUCUUCCAUCUAUACUGACAGUGAAUCCAACGGUGAUCAACGAGACCGACUCAGUCACCCUGAACUGUCAGACUCCUUCAUCUGUUUCUAUGUCUCCGUGUUAUUUCUUCACUCUAAGUGGACGAAAUGUCAAAGAGCUCUCAUGUCUGCAGACCCUGACAGGAACUGAGCUGCUGAAGAUGGCCCAUGAGAGUUCACCCGCUGUGGUUCAAGUGACGUGUUUCUACACUGUAAAGGUUGGAGAGAAAAGUUAUCCAUCUCCACACAGUGACACGUCGUCCAUCACCAUACACAGGAGGACUGUUAGUACAUCAAGUAACACUGGUAGUUUUAUCUCUACUUUCCCAACAUCAGUGAAACCAGCAGCAGAUAUUACUAUGACUCCUAUGACUCCAGAAUCUGGUGAUGAAAUAACAGGGAGGACUGUUGGUACAUCAAGUAACACUGGUAGUUUUAUCUCUACUUUCCCAACAUCAGUGAAACCAGCAGCAGAAACAGAUACUAGUAUGACUCCUGUGACUCCAGAAUCUGGUGAUGAAAUAACAGAAAGGUGGAUAUGGAAGCUUGUAGCAGUUGUGGCUGGUUGUGGAGUCACGGUGGGCGUCAUCUUGCUCGUUUCUGCAAUUCUCUGCAACAAAAGAAGAACUGCAGGUUCUGAGGAAGUAAAAAGGCAAGAGCCUCAAAAUGAGAAUUUUGACACAUACCAUAUGUACUCCAUUAUUGCUGAAGAGCCAGCUGCAUCAGGCCUGAAGGGUAUGGUGUACAGCACGGUGCAGAAACACUGACACUGUUUUAUACUGGAUAGUGAAAGAGAGGCAGACAGACAGUCAAGGACUGUAAGAAAUGUAAAUCUUGUGUUUAAAGUUGAGUGGUCUAUUCCAGACUAAUGUUGGACAACUGUAAUGUCUUUAUCAGAUCAACCAAACUGCUGCUUAAGACUGAACCAAACUUUUACAAAAGUUUCCCCAGUUUGAUGCAACUUUCAAGUUGGGGUUUAUGACGGACAAAGCACAGCUUGGUUUCCAAACUGCAUUUCGAUUUAGCUUUAUUUUAGGUCAAGAUUGAACAUGUAUUUAGUUUUACUC